GGAGGAAUGGUAAAAGAGAAGUGUAAUUAAAAGUCAAUUUUGCAAAAAUUAUUGAAGGGGGCGUAGCAUACAAUAUGUUACACUAUCACACUUAUCGAUAAACAAAACGUUUAUUGGUUUAGUGCCAGAGAGGAGAUCAUCGCAAUAGCACAUGGUCGAAUAGAAAGGUUUAGCAAAAAGCUGUGAUAAUAAAUACAACUUGCACCACUUCGAGGGAAACUUUAAAAAAUAAAAAGGAUUGAAGCAGCGGGACGUGACAAAACCAUGAAGAGAGCAGUCGUCUUGGGCGCUGGAGGAUUUAUCGCUGGCCAUUUGGUGAAAAGGCUUCAGCGCGAUGGAUAUUGGGUUAGAGCGGCCGAUAUUAAACGACAUGAAUUUUUUGCUGAGAUGGGAGACGAAUUUGUUGUUGCCGAUUUGCGAGAUUUGAACGAGAUGAAGAAGAUCAUAACUAGCGAUAUCGAUGAGGUCUAUCAACUCGCUGCAGAUAUGGGUGGCGCUGAGUUCGUUUUCAGCGGUGAGAAUGAUGCAGCUAUCAUGCAGAAUUCGGCUAUGAUUAACCUCCAUGUUUGCGACCUUUGUCAGAAGUUGGACAUCAAGAAGGUAUUCUAUUCCAGCUCCGCGUGUAUGUAUCCAGAAUACAACCAACUUGACCCAGAAAAACCAAACUGCAAGGAAGAUUCUGCUUAUCCAGCAGCGCCUGAUUCUGAGUACGGCUGGGAGAAGCUGUUUAGUGAACGCCUCUUCUUGGCUUACGCGCGUAACCAUGGUAUGCAUGUUCGUAUAGGACGCUUUCACAACAUCUUCGGUCCUUAUGGUACAUGGGAGGGAGGACGGGAAAAGGCACCUGCCGCAAUCUGUAGGAAAGUCGCCAUGACAAACGAUGGUGGUUCUAUAGAAAUAUUUGGCGAUGGCAAACAGACGAGAUCCUUUCUAAUUGUAGAUGAAUGUGUAGAAGGUGUUAUCAGGCUGAUGAAUUCCGACUUUGAAGGACCCGUGAAUAUCGGUUCAGAAGAAAUGGUCACAAUCAAUGAACUGACUGAUAAGAUAAUCAAAAUAUCUGGAAAACGAAUCGAAGUCCGUCACAUCAGUGGUCCUCUUGGAGUGCGAGGUAGAAAUUCAGACAACACCCUUAUACAACAGAAAUUAGGCUGGAAACCGAGUCGAUCUCUUUAUGACGGUCUGCUUGAGACGUAUACUUGGGUGAAAGCUCAAGUAGAUAAAAAGUACUCUUAAUAAAAAAUCCAAAGGAUAUCGGACACAAAAAAUCUUUAAUUGAUUUGGAAAGGACAAAUAACAAUAGUCAGACAUUCACAUCAUAUAUAUAUGAAUACAAUUGUACUCCAACAGUUAUUAGUAAUGGGUAGCCAAAUGAUUUUGUUUUGGUACCUUUGACCGACGAAGUGUUAAGUACCUGUCGAGUGCCUGGACUGAAAAGCAUGAUUCAAUUACCAGUAGCGCGGAUGAACAAACCAUAUACGAUCAAGUAAAUACUAAAAUCCCAUAGUUUAAGGACCUCCCUUUGUUUGCAAAGGUUUGGGAUUUGCUAAAUGAUCGGGUAUCGGUUUGGCUGCUUGCCCGUUUGCGAGACGGCUAGCCGUACGUGGUUCCACCAGUUCAGGUACCGUUUGUGUUGUAACGUCCAAAAUGCUGUCAAUUAUCUAAGAGACAUUUUCUUGAUGAUUUUCCUCUGACUUUAUAUUAAUCUGGAAAUGCGAUCAUACAACAGAUGGUGUAGGGAUGGGUUAGGAAUUAUGGUGUUAAGUUGUUGUUAUA
Molecule: messenger RNA, 1773 nt
Organism: Owenia fusiformis
Lineage: Eukaryota; Metazoa; Annelida; Polychaeta; Sabellida; Oweniidae
Source: the annotation of a GenBank genome assembly